Prorocentrum cordatum is the source of this 1586-nucleotide messenger RNA. NCBI's taxonomy places the organism in Eukaryota, Dinophyceae, Prorocentrales, Prorocentraceae. The record is from the annotation of a GenBank genome assembly.
GUGCAGGGGACACGGACGACCAGACGGAUUUUGGUCCGCGACGAGGUGCGCGAGUACGCGGAGCUGCGGCUCCGCUUCGCAGCCCCCGUCUACGCGCUGGCCUGCGAGCAGAAGGACACGAUGCCGUGUACAUAGCUGCGGCGGGGCAGUGCGCUCGGUGCCCGUCCGACUGCGUGCUGACGAGCCUCCUGAUGCGCGAGCCGCCUGUGCCUGGUCUCUUGCCGGAGGACGAGGCGCAGCCGGAGUGCAUCUGCGGCCUGUCCUUCGAGGAGGUGCUGUUGCGCGCGCAGUCCCUGCCCGGCGUCAUGGGCGUCGGCGGCUUUCCGAGGAUCCCCGCGGAGCUGUCGAACCGCACCACGGUCCAGGCCUACGGCACGGCGAUCUGGCAACACGCCUCCCUGAUGGGGCACCUGCAGUGCGCCUCGAGCGCGCCGUGGACCGCGGUGCAGCGCUACGGGCUGAACGGCCCUCCCCUGGAGGAGUCGCUGUGGUGGCUCCGCCGGUUCGAGACUUCCUUCGGCCUUGAGUCGGUGGAGGCGCUGCUCGCUAACGCGUCGGCCAACUACCAAGCCAACUUGGUGGUGCUCCUGCUGCCGGUCUCGCGGACGCAGAACGGCCAGCGGAUCAAAAUCGGGCCUAACAUCGACGAGCUGCAAGGCUGCACGCUGGAGCUGCCGCUGCUCGAGGGGCCCCAGGGCCAGCCCGUGGCGAGCCCGCAGCUCGGGACCGUGGGCGCGCCCACGGAGCCGUGCAGCCUGGCAGCCCUGGCCGCCACGCGCCGCCAGAUUGAGGCGAUCCUCGAACAGGUGCCGAGGGCCACGACACAGACCUUGCGGUGCAAGGAGGACUGGACCACCUCCUGGGUGCCAGGCGGCCGCCGCCGCUCCGGGGGCCAGUUCGGCCGCUGGUCUAUGGCCGGCUCCUUCUCCGAGGUCGGGAAGGAGUCCUGGAGGGCCAAGCGCGUCGGCUCUCUUGCCGUGCGGUCCGACUUCUCGGCGGCGCUCGCGUCCACCUACUGCGCCACGUACAGGGACCAGAUGAAGUUGGUGGCGCACAACCUGAGGGAGCGGUCGCUUUCCUACUCGGCUUCGGACGCCGUGACUGGCUGCUGGGCCCUGAUGGAGCGCCUCAUCUCCUUCGAGGACAGGCAGGUCUGGAAGAUGACCGACACCUGCACGUACCAGCCGUCGGAGGAAGGCUUUUGGUCCGACGCCUGCUGUAACCAGCAGCUGACGCGCACCCAGUGCUGCAUGGUGAGGAACACCACGACGGAGGAGAGGGUCCCCACUGGUGCCAACUACCCGCUGCUGGCGAAGACGUGUCGCCAGGACCCUUCUGGGUACGGUGGGCACUUGAAGUCGGCGGUGGCCGCGGCGUUGUCGUGGCAGCGGAGGCUGUCUGGUAGCGCCGGGCCGCAGAGCUGCUGGAGGGCUCUCAUGCUCUCAGAGAUGGCCAACAUCGACGUAUGGCGUACUGUGCAGCGCUGCCACGACGACGUCAUGGGGCGGUACGACCGAGAGCUGCGCAUGUACGCGGGCGCUCCCUGCCUGGUAGACGCCGACUGCUUCACCGAGUGCCAGAAGCCG